This is a messenger RNA of Arxiozyma heterogenica, 963 nucleotides long. RefSeq names its product Dal80p (gene DAL80). The record is from RefSeq and is a predicted model, not a curated record. The transcript has a single exon. Gene Ontology annotation, molecular function: DNA-binding transcription factor activity, RNA polymerase II-specific; zinc ion binding; RNA polymerase II cis-regulatory region sequence-specific DNA binding. NCBI's taxonomy places the organism in Eukaryota, Fungi, Ascomycota, Saccharomycetes, Saccharomycetales, Saccharomycetaceae. The coding region runs from base 1 to 963 and encodes 320 amino acids. Gene Ontology annotation, biological process: negative regulation of transcription by RNA polymerase II; positive regulation of transcription by RNA polymerase II.
AUGAAUUGCAAUCGUGCUUUCACUAAUCACAAUUCUAUAGCACAAAAUGAUUUAAAUUCAAAUAAGAAUGAUGAUAAACAUAGAAAUGAAGAUUCAUAUUCCAAAAAACAGAUGCAAAAACAAGAAAAAAAGUUGAACCAAGUUGAGACCUAUAAUGUGACUUAUCCUUCCAAUGAUAAAAGAUUGAUAGAUAAUUCACCCACAAUAUUUACAGUAAAAAUCCAUUCAAUUCUACAGAAAGAUAAUUUUAACGACAUUAAAAAGGAUAUUACUGAAAAUGACACUAAUAAAAAGACAAUGUCUGAUGUAAGCUUCUCUCUAGAUCAUAAUUUAGAUGUUAAUGAUAUACAGCAGCCGUUACAAAAAGAUAUUCCUCCAAAGACAGAAUCGAUUUCCAUCAAAAAGGAUAACGUCCAUUCCAGUUCAAUAUGUCAUAAUUGUAAAACAGACACAACGCCUUUAUGGGGACGGAAUAAAAAUGGCAACACCUUAUGUAACGCGUGUGGGUUAUUUUUAAAAUUGCAUGGAACUUCAAGACCCAUAAAUUUAAAAACAAAUGUAAUAAAAUCAAGAAAUAGAAAGUCCAAUAGUCAUAAUAAAAACUGUGUUGUUAAUAAAAUACUUAAAUUAAAUUUCCAAUCAAAUCAUCCUUUUUGGAAUAAUAACAAUGAUAAUUUCUGUAAAUCACUAUCCAAACAAUAUAUGAGAGAUUUGGAAAUUUUAUCUUCAAGAGAUUUUGAUUCAGUAAAAAGAUUUAAAACUUCUUUAACUAGAGAUCAAAAUUUUAACAAACUUGGGCCAGCAUCACUAAUAAAAACUACAAAGAGUAUUAAACCUCUAUUAAGACCUAAACCAAUACAAUCUGAAAUAGAAAAUUAUUUCAACUCAAGAAGGCUUUUAUACCCAUCAAAAUUUGAAAAAAAUCGAGUAAAAGUAACUCAUUAUCUAUUCCUUCUUUACUAG